UAGACAGCACAUUAACGAUUUUGUGUCGUAUUGCAAUCAAUGGUAAUAUGCAUCAUUAUCCAGAUUCAUCAUAUGAAGCACGCAACAGAAGUGAACAACGUUCUGUUGUUUAUAGGGGGCAUCCUCCUGACCAGUAUUACCCAACAGGACCUGGUUAUGGAGGUUCAGCACAGUAUGGAAUGUCCAGGGAAAUGAGGGAAACAUCUUUUGUAAAUGAAAGAUAUAGGGGCAAUCCACAAUCAAUCCAGUCAAUCGACCAAUAUCCCAAAGACAGAUUGGACCAUUCGUAUUACCGUGGUAACCCACAAGAAAUAGAACUACCAGAUAUGGGCAACCCAUCGUUUCGUAGACCGUAUGUCGCGUCACCAUCAUCUCAUAAAAUGGACAGAACCCAAGAGCGAACACGAUCUAGGGAAAUGAUGAAAAGGGCGUAUGCUAAUGAAGGAUUUGUACACACACCGCCGUCACACCAAACAAAUGACCAGUAUCCCAUGAACAGAUUUGACCAUUCUUAUCACCGUGGUAGCAUCGAAGCGAUAGAACAACCAGGUAUGGCUAACCCAUCCAAUUAUAGAAUACAUGUCAUGCCACCAUCAUCUCCUACAAUGGACGGGGCCAGAGAGGGCACAAGUAAUAAGCAACGCAAGAUGAAACGCGAAUCAAUUCGUAUAAUCCUGACCAGGGUUUGUUCAGCAGUAUUUAUUAUCGCAGAUUGUGUUUUUGACUGGAUGCAGUAUACUGAUAUGACAACUCCACCAGAAUUUUUCGCUGAAAUCGGAAGCAAUUUUCUACGGUUACCAAAGACGGACAAGCAUUGCACAAGUAAGGAUGAUGUUGCUGAGAAGUAUAUGUACUUUACAAUUGCUGGAACAGUUCUGACAGUUAUACAACUUGCAAAUAUUAUCUUUCAGAUUUAUAGCGAGGUUAAAUAUAUGAAGGAGAAAACAGAAGCAGGUGACGAUAAUGAUAACAAACAAAAGAAACCGAUGGCUAAAAUAAUGAAAUAUCCAAAAAAAUUACUGGAUGGUAGGACAGAAACUCUUUAUUCUGUUUUAUUUAUAGAAAUUCCGCAAGGACUUCUUCUCCUCCGUUACCAAAAUGUAUGUUUACCAAGUUGUGCAAAUCCUCUGAAUAGUAAAAAGGGUACUAGACGUAUCAGGAAUAUCGUUAAUGGGGGUCUUGCAAUUCUGAACAACGCUUUUCGUUAUUGGACAUGUACUAAGGCUAUUGAAGAAUCAGUUGAGGAUGACACAUCA
This is a messenger RNA of Mytilus trossulus (common blue mussel), 1256 nucleotides long. RefSeq lists its product as uncharacterized. The transcript has a single exon. The annotation marks the transcript as partial. NCBI's taxonomy places the organism in Eukaryota, Metazoa, Mollusca, Bivalvia, Mytilida, Mytilidae. The record is from RefSeq and is a predicted model, not a curated record.